AUGGGCAUCAGUGUUGGCUCAGUUCACGUUGUUUUGAUUGACAUCUUGGGGCUGAGGAAACUGUUUGCAAGAUGGGUGCCCCGAAUGUUGACACCAGAUCAAAAGUUGAAUAGAAUGGAAAGUUCGAACAGUUCAGUUCAGGCUGCUCCAGCCAUAUUCCUCAGGAGAUUUGUGACCCAGGAUGAGACAUGGGUUCACCACUUUGACCCCAAAUCAAAGAAUGAAAGUAAACAAUGGAAACACAUCGGUUGUCCGCCUCCCAAAAAGUUCAAGCAAGUGGCAUCUGUCUACAAGGUGAUGGCUUCUAUGUUUUGGGACAGUGAGGAACUUCUUGCAAGAGGAUAA
Gigantopelta aegis is the source of this 345-nucleotide messenger RNA. RefSeq lists its product as uncharacterized. Gene Ontology annotation, molecular function: nucleic acid binding. The transcript has a single exon. Lineage: Eukaryota; Metazoa; Mollusca; Gastropoda; Neomphalida; Peltospiridae. Bases 1 to 345 code for a protein of 114 amino acids. The record is from RefSeq and is a predicted model, not a curated record.